Messenger RNA from Microthlaspi erraticum, 1548 nucleotides. NCBI's taxonomy places the organism in Eukaryota, Viridiplantae, Streptophyta, Magnoliopsida, Brassicales, Brassicaceae. The record is from the annotation of a GenBank genome assembly.
AUGCUCAUUCCACCUUAUCAGAAAUUUCUGAAGGAUGCUGUUCAGCAAAGAACCAGGGAAGCACAAGGGAUGGUAGUGUUGACUCGUGAGUGCAGUGCAAUCAUUCAGCGGAAGGUCAUCUCCGACAAAAAGGAAGAUCCGGGGAGUUUCACUUUGCCCUGCAUGUUGGGACCCCUAUCUUUCAAAAACAGCCUCUGCGAUCUAGGAUCAUCUGUCAGCCUCAUGCCUUUGUCUGUAGCAAAGAGACUGGGAUAUCACAAGUAUCAAGCCUGCGGAAUCUCACUAGUCUUGGCAGAUAGAUCGAUAAGGUUACCAACUGGAAUGCUUGAAGACCUGCCUUUGAGAAUAGGGAAUGUAGAAAUCCCCACCGACUUCAUUGUGCUUGAGAUGGAUGAGGAACCAACAGAUCCAUUGAUACUAGGAAGGCCAUUCCUAGCUACAGCAAGAGCAAUGAUAGAUGUCUGUGAAGGAACAAUUGAGCUAAACUUGGGAAAGGACCUAAGGAUGAAGUUUGAUAUCAAGGAUACAAUGAGGAAACCAACAAUAGAAGGUCAGCUCUUUUAUGUUGAGGAAAUGGAUCAGUUGGCAGAUGAGCUUUUAGAAGAGUUAUCAACAGAGGAUCCCUACAAUUUGCGAAGUCAUGGCAGUGAGCUCGAUCAAGAGCUCGAUCGAGUCGGCCUCGAACAAACGAACUCGAUCGAGCUGGGGACUGAAUGCAAGGAGCAAGCUCAAGGAGAUUGGUCUGAGCUCAAGGCGCCUAAAGUCGACCUCAAACCUUUGCCUGAGGGCCUCAGGUAUGCAUUUCUGGGUGAAAACUCAACUUACCCUGUCAUUGUGAACUCUGAUUUGGAACCUGAACAGUUGAGUGCUUUGCUUGUUGAAUUGAGGAAGUACAGAAAGGCAAUAGGUUACACUCUAGAUGAUAUCAAGGGGAUCUCCCCUGACCUAUGCAUCCAUAGGAUUCAUCUAGAGGAUGAAAGUAAGUCAAGCAUUGAACCUCAGAGAAGAUUGAACCCCAAUCUAAAGGAAGUAGUGAAGAAAGAGAUACUCAAGUUGCUUGAUGCUGGGAUAAUCUAUCCCAUCAGUGAUAGCACUUGGAUAUCUCCAGUUCAUUGCGUCCCAAAGAAAGGGGGGAUCACUGUCAUUAAAAAUGACAAAGAGGAGCUGAUUCCCACUAGAACAAUAGUGGGGCAUCGCAUGUGUAUUGACUAUAGGAAGUUAAAUUCAGCAUCUAGAAAGGAUCAUUUCCCUCUCCCUUUCAUUGAUCAGAUGUUAGAAAGAUUAGCAAACCACCCUUUUUAUUGUUUUCUUGAUGGCUACAGUGGUUUCUUCCAAAUCCCGAUCCACCCUAAUGAUCAGGAGAAGACCACUUUCACAUGCCCUUAUGGUACCUUUGCUUAUCGAAGGAUGCCAUUUGGGCUGUGCAAUGCCCAGCUACUUUCCAGAGUGCAUGACCUCCAUUUUUUCAGAUCUGAUAGAGGAGAUGGUAGAAGUCUUCAUGGACGAUUUCUCAGUCUAUGGAGCAUCCUUCUCCUCAUGUUUGUCUAA